AUGGCUUCCCCAGCAGAAGAUAAGCUCAAGCCCUCAUCAGCUUCGAACAAGAAGGUGAUCUGGGUGAACGGCUCUAGUCCGCAGGGGAAAAGUUUCGUGACCCCACCACAAUCUCGUAAGAAGGUCGGGAGUCCGGAUGCAUUCCUGCCAACCCCACCGGCGCCGGCAAAGAGGAUUCGCAGAUCGUCGGUGACUGUGGCGGAUGAAGAUCCAAAUGAUCCAAUUUUGCCCUUGCAUCUCAAGCUCAAGGAGACCAGCAAGCAUGACGAUGCCAUCGUCGACCCCUCCCUCGGCUGCAAGCAGGAGAUUGGUGCGGCCGAAACGGUGCCUGGUGGCGACAAGCCUAAGGAAGAGGUGAUCUUUGACAACGACACUAGCAGUUCUGAGGAUGAAAAGUAA
This is a messenger RNA of Symbiodinium sp. CCMP2592, 399 nucleotides long. The record is from the annotation of a GenBank genome assembly. Lineage: Eukaryota; Dinophyceae; Suessiales; Symbiodiniaceae.